Arthroderma uncinatum is the source of this 1392-nucleotide messenger RNA. Its product is annotated as phytase. Lineage: Eukaryota; Fungi; Ascomycota; Eurotiomycetes; Onygenales; Arthrodermataceae. The record is from RefSeq and is a predicted model, not a curated record. The transcript has 2 exons. Bases 1 to 1392 code for a protein of 463 amino acids. Gene Ontology annotation, molecular function: acid phosphatase activity.
AUGUCAUCGUCCAUGGCCGUCCUGUUCACUGCGGCAUUGACUGCCCAGAUUGCCGUUGCAGCGCCUGCUGAAGUCACCGCCUCCUCGUCCUGCAGUUCUCCAAGCCGGGGAUACAGCUGCUUCCCGGAGUACUCUCAGUUCUGGGGCCAAUAUUCUCCCUACUUCUCCCUGGAGGGCCGCUCACACAUCCCUUCCUCGGUCCCCCGCGGCUGCAGGAUCACUUUCGCGCAGUCUCUUCAGCGACAUGGCGCCAGAUACCCUACCAAGAGCAAGAGUGAGAAAUACGCCGGCGUGAUCGAACGCAUCCAAAACGAUGCCACGUCUUUCAACGGCGAGUUUGCCUUUUUGGAAGACUAUACAUACGAUCUUGGGUCGGACAACAUGACCGCCUUUGGGGAUAGCCAACUUUACGAUUCAGGCAUCAAGUUCUUCCAACGAUACCAGUCCCUGGCCAAGAAAGUGAAGCCAUUCGUGAGGGCAGCUGGCUCUGACCGUGUUGUUGCUUCGGCCCACAAGUUCGUCGACGGCUUCACCAAGGCCAAGGGUAACAACAAGGGCGGUGCCGCGAAGCUUGACCUCAUCAUCAGCGAGUCGAACCGUCGGAAAAAUCCAAUUGCUCCAGAAGGCUGCGCUGCCUUUGACGAUGACGAUACUGCCAGCCAAAUGAGCGACAAAUUCCGAAGCACCUUCAUCCAAUCCAUCGUGGACCGCGUCAAUGUGAACCUGCCGGGCGCCAAUGUCGAUGCAGAGGAUGUCAAAAGUCUCAUGGCAAUGUGCCCCUUCGACACCGUUGCCCGCACCCCUGACGCCAGCAAACUAUCCCCAUUCUGCAAGCUUUUCUCCCACGAAGAUUUCCGCCACUACGACUACCUCGAGACUCUGGGUAAGUACUACGGCUACGGCCCCGGAAACUCCUUCGGCCCGGCUCCCGGAAUCGGCUAUGUCAACGAGCUCAUCGCGCGGCUCACCAACUCGCCUGUCCACGACAACACGACCGUCGACCACGAGCUAGAUGACAACCCGAAGACCUUCCCGCUCGGUCUCCCACUCUACGCCGAUUUCAGCCACGACAACAGCAUGACCGUCAUCUUCGCUGCCAUGGGCCUGUUCAAUGCCACCCAAGCCCUCUCCUCGCAACACAUCACCAACCCUGCCGACGCGAACGGCUACGCUGCCUCCUGGACUGUCCCAUUCGGCGCCAGAGCCUACUUCGAGAAGAUGGUCUGCGACUCAUCCCCCAUAGCCCGCCAGGAGUACGUCCGUGUCCUACUCAACGACCUCGUCUGGCCGCUCCAGGGUUGCCAUGUUGACAUGUACGGUCGAUGCAAACUGGAGGAUUUCGUCAAGGGCCUGUCCUUUGCUACCUCGGGUGGUAACUGGGACCAGUGCUAG